Myxocyprinus asiaticus (Chinese sucker) is the source of this 3732-nucleotide messenger RNA. Its product is annotated as LIM and senescent cell antigen-like-containing domain protein 1. Gene Ontology annotation, cellular component: cell-cell junction; focal adhesion; cytoplasm. Lineage: Eukaryota; Metazoa; Chordata; Actinopteri; Cypriniformes; Catostomidae. The record is from RefSeq and is a predicted model, not a curated record. The coding region runs from base 110 to 1147 and encodes 345 amino acids. The transcript is spliced from 10 exons. Gene Ontology annotation, biological process: cell-cell junction organization; positive regulation of integrin-mediated signaling pathway; positive regulation of substrate adhesion-dependent cell spreading.
UGAAAACAUCUUUGACUCCAAGGAAAGUGGAAAAGCGACAGAUCCAAGGGGCGUCAUAUGUGCUCGAAUAAAACCUGACUGACUCUCAGGAUAAGCCGUGUUGAAGGGGAUGCUGGGUGUGUCAGACAUGACGGGCAGCAACAUGGCCAAUGCCCUGGCAAACGCCUCGUGUGAACGGUGUAAAAGCGGUUUUGCCCCGGCAGAGAAGAUCGUCAAUAGCAAUGGCGAGCUGUAUCAUGAGCAGUGCUUCGUCUGCGCCCAGUGUUUCCAGCAGUUUCCAGAAGGACUCUUUUACGAGUUUGAGGGGAGGAAAUACUGCGAGCAUGAUUUCCAGAUGUUGUUCGCCCCCUGCUGUCACCAGUGCGGAGAGUUCAUAAUUGGCCGUGUGAUAAAGGCCAUGAAUAACAGCUGGCAUCCCGACUGUUUCUGCUGUGAUAUCUGUCAGGCCGUGCUCGCCGAUGUAGGAUUCGUCAAGAACGCUGGCCGUCACCUCUGCCGCCCGUGUCAUAACCGCGAGAAGGCUCGCGGCCUCGGGAAGUACAUCUGUCAGAAGUGUCACGCCAUCAUCGAGGAACAGCCGCUCAUUUUCAAAAAUGACCCCUACCAUCCCGACCACUUCAACUGCAGUAACUGCGGGAAGGAGCUGACUGCUGAUGCUCGAGAGCUGAAAGGUGAACUGUACUGCCUCCCCUGCCAUGAUAAGAUGGGUGUGCCGAUCUGUGGCGCGUGUAGGCGUCCUAUCGAAGGCCGUGUGGUUAAUGCCAUGGGCAAACAGUGGCACGUUGAGCAUUUUGUCUGUGCUAAAUGUGAGAAGCCCUUCCUGGGACACCGUCAUUAUGAGAGGAAAGGUCUGGCUUACUGCGAGACUCACUACAAUCAGCUCUUCGGUGAUGUUUGUUACCACUGCAAUCGUGUGAUCGAAGGAGAUGUGGUGUCGGCUCUGAAUAAGGCUUGGUGUGUGAAUUGUUUCUCCUGUUCAACGUGUAACACCAAACUCACCCUCAAGGACAGAUUUGUGGAGGUGGACCUGAAGCCGGUGUGUAAACACUGUUACGAGCGGCUGCCGGAAGACUUGAAACGGCGCUUGGCGAAACGUGAACGUGACUCUAGCGAUCGCCGAAAGAAAGCCAUCGCCGUCUGUCUGUAACCUGUCUCUCUUUCUCUCUUUUCCUCUUCAUUUUCAUCUGCUUCACUCGUUCAUUGUCAUUGGUUAGUGCCUUCCGUUUGUCUCAUUUCGUUUCUCUGUUUCUUUAUAUCCGCUUCAACCAGGUUAGAUUGUCAUUUUGCCUUUUGUUUGUUGGUUCCGCAUGGUGGUCAUGAUCGUCAAAUUCUUGAUGUCUGUUUUUUUUCUCUCCAUGAUUUUGAAACUCAGAGUCAGUCCAUUGCACCGGUGAUUCCCAACCACAAAAUAAUUGGACUUUGCUAUGUUGUACUUGUAAAACAAAACGUAUGAUGUAAAAUGAAAACGGGGAUUAGGGCUGGGUAAAAAUAUAGAUGUAUUUUUUAUUUUCUCCCCAAUUCCCAAUGCGCUCUAAGUCCUCGUGGUGGUGUAGUGACUUGCCUCAAUCCGGGUGGCGGAGGAUGAAUCUCAGUUGCCUCCGCGUCUGAGACCGUCAAUCCGCGCAUCUUAUCAGGUGGCUUGUUGAGCGCGUUACCACGGAGACUCACAGCAUGUGGAGGCUUCACGCUAUUCUCUGCGGCAUCCACGCACAAUUCACUACGUGCCCCACAGAGAGCGAGAACCACAUUAUAGCGACCCCAUGUGACUACACUCUCUAGCAACCGGGCCAAUUUGGUUGCUUAGGAGACCCGGCUGGAGUCACCCGAACCCGCGACUCCAGGGGUGGUAGUCGGCAUCAAUACUCGCUGAGCUACCCAGGCCCCAAAAUAUAGAUUUUCUUAUUAAAUCGCAAUCAUCUUUUUGAACGAUCACGAUAUCCAUUCAUAAAGUCCCAAGAUCGAUCUUUUAAAAAAACCCAAAGUGAAGCAGUUUGGUUUGACUCGUCCGUCUAAUGUGUUCAAAGAUGAUAAUGUCUCUUUUAAUAUCCUUUCUGUCUUUACAAUCAGUUGUUGAUCAGACAUGGUAAGAAACAUUUUAAUUGUAAAAAAAAAACAAGCUGUGCAACUCGUUAAUAUUCGUUCAACCAAAACAAAUUGCAGAACUUCCACUGAUCAAACGGAAUUGCCGGUUUUCUUAAAGAGACAGUACCAUUUUAGUGUUUGUUCUACACAUCAGUGUAAAUAUUACAAGGCAUUGUGGAGGCAAACAAUCAGCAUGUUACUUGAGCCUUACUGAUGGUGCUGUGGGGGUACUUGCAGCAAAACAGGUUGGGAAACACUGCAUUACACCACUCUCAGAAAUAUAUGUAUGAGUAUAUACAAACAACAUAAGUCCUAAAGGAAUAGUUCUCCCAAAAAUGAUCAUUCUCACUUGAUUUACUCACUCAAACUCUUAUGACUUUAUUAUUCUGCAGAACACAAACAAAGAUAUUUUGAUGGAGAGAUGAUGUGUAGUGUCCAUACAAUGCAAGUCACUGGGGUCUAACACUUACAAGCUCCAAAAGGACAUAAAUGCAUCAUAAAAGGUCAUCCAUAAGUCUCCAGUUGUUUAAUCCAUGUCUUCUGAAGUGUGUACAGCCCUCUGCACAUGCGUCAAGCAUGAGGAAGUGUAAUUGAGCUUCAAAUCAUGACUUACAGUGAAAAAGUUACGUUUUAGUCUGUUCCACCCCAAAACUGAUCGUAUCGCUUCAGGAGACAGAGCUUGGAAUUGUUGGACCCCGUUGACUUGCAUUGUAUGGACAGAAACACCUCAUAAAUCCAUCAAAAUAUCUUCAAUUUUGUUCCGCAAAAGAAAGAAAGUCAUACGAGUUUGAGACGGCAUAAGGGUGAAUAUCUGAUGAGAGAAUUAUGUAUUGUCAUGUAUUAGUGAACUAUCCCUUUAACACAUUAGGCUUCUCUUAUUCAAGCUCCUAAAGCAAAAUUAUUGGUUGGCAUUUGUAGGAACAAGUUCGUGGAGUUCGACAUGAAGCCAGUGUGCAAGAAAUGUUACGAGAAGUUUCCUCUGGAGCUGAAGAAGAGACUCAAGAAGCUGGCGGAGACUUUGGGCCGCAAGUAGAGCUCCUCACCCACGGCGUGUUCAAGUGUAACACUGAUGGUGCUUAAAAGACCAAACAAAAUCUGGACUUAGUGCCACUUAUGUCUUACAUGCUUCAUCUUUGUUGUUUUAUGUUAAAUGCCCUGUGAACUGUUCAAAAUGAGGACUGCAGUGUGACAAAAGUAGCCCACAGAUUUUCUUUGGUCCCAUCCACCGGGGUUCCUGUGUCUUAAAAAAACAAAACCGAAUUAAUACUUUUAUAUGGUCUAAUUCUAUCUAUAUAUGCACUUGCAUGUUUAUUAAGAUUAAUGUUAGUUUUAUACACACCAUUCAGAGAGCUUGUGAUCAUUCAGCACGUCAUUUGACAUCCGUUGCAUUACAUUUCAGAAACCCUCUCCUGUGUCUGGCCCUAGGCCUCAACUUUGAUGUAUUGAUCGGAGUGCUAUUUGAUAUUUAAUGUAUGCUCAAGCCGAGAGGGGAUUAAAGUUAAUGCAUGAUGUAAUGAGCCUGAAGGAAUGCUGCGACAACUUUAAAACAAAGUGCUUGGGCUGUGUAAUCUCCCUCUCGGACUAAAUGAUUGUGCUUUAUUAAAGCCUGUGUAGAAAUAUGCAAUAAAUUACACCACUUUUACUUCUGCA